GUUGUUUUACAACAGUAGCUUGCGUAAGCUGCUGGCAGGACAUAACAUGUUGGAAAGGCUACCGGAUCGGCUGGAGCGAAUGCAAGUGGAGGUCCUGGAUGUGCAACAUAACCAGCUCCUUGAACUGCCUUCUAACCUGCUUUUGAAAGCAGACAGCCUGAGAUUUCUUAAUGCCUCUGCCAACAAACUGGAAAUGCUUCCUCCAGCCACUCUUUCUGAAGAAACCCAUAGCAUCUUGCAGGAAUUGUAUUUGACCAAUAACAACCUCACAGAUAAAUGUGUACCCUUGUUAACAGGCCAUCCACACCUGAAAAUCUUGCACAUGGCUUACAAUCGCCUACAGAGCUUCCCUGCCAGCAAAAUGGCCAAGCUGGAAGAGUUGGAGGAAAUUGAUAUUAGUGGGAACAAACUGAAAGCCAUUCCAACAACCAUCAUGAACUGUAGACGGAUGCAUACAGUAAUUGCUCACUCCAACUGCAUCGAAGUCUUCCCAGAAGUCAUGCAGCUUUCUGAAAUAAAGUGUGUGGACCUAAGCUGCAAUGAACUGAGUGAAGUCACAUUGCCUGAAAACCUGCCUCCAAAACUACAAGAGCUGGAUCUGACUGGAAAUCCCAGAUUAGCCUUGGAUCACAAAACCCUAGAACUGUUGAACAAUAUCCGUUGCUUCAAGAUCGACCAGCCCUUGGCCAGUGACGGUUCGGGAGCCCCGGCGGUGUGGAGCCACGGUUACACAGAGGCCUCGGGCGUUAAGAACAAGCUAUGUGUGGCAGCACUUUCAGCCAAUAACUUCUGUGACAACCGGGAGGCACUUUAUGGUGUUUUCGACGGUGACCGUAACGUGGAAGUGCCAUAUCUGCUGCAGUGCACAAUGAGUGACAUCUUAGCAGAAGAGCUGCAGAAAACAAAAAAUGAGGAGGAAUACAUGAUCAACACUUUCAUCAUUAUGCAAAGGAAACUUGGAACAGCUGGACAGAAACUUGGAGGCUCUGCUGUCCUUUGCCAUAUAAAACAUGAUCCCAUGGACCCUGGUGGAUGCUUUACAUUAACCUCAGCAAACGUGGGGAAGUGCCAAACGAUUCUCUGCCGGAAUGGGAAACCUCUGCCUUUGUCCAGGUGUUAUGUCAUGAGUUGUGAAGAAGAGCUGAAGAGGAUCAAGCAGCACAAGGCCAUUAUCACAGAGGAUGGCAAAGUGAACGGUGUGACAGAUUCAACAAGAAUCUUGGGGUACACCUUCCUUCACCCAAGCGUGGUGCCGCGUCCCCACGUCCAGUCCAUCACCUUAACGCCGCAAGACGAGUUCUUCAUUCUGGGCAGCAAGGGGCUGUGGGACAGCCUCUCCAUGGAGGAGGCCGUGGAGGCCGUCAGGAACGUGCCCGACGCGCUGGCGGCUGCCAAGAAGCUUUGCACUUUGGCCCAGAGCUACGGCUGCAACGACAGCAUCAGUGCUGUCGUGGUUCAGCUCAACGUGACGGAGGACAGCUUCUGCUGCUGCGAGCUUAAUGGGGUCCCACCCCCGAGCCCGGGCAUCUUCCCCCAGUCUGUCAACGUGGUCAUCAAGGACAGGCCGACGGAUGCGCUCGGGAUGCCGUCCUCGAGCAGCGGCAUGGCUUCGGAGAUCAGCAGCGAGAUCUCCACCUCUGAAAUGAGCAGCGAGGUGGGCUCCACGGCCUCCGACGAGCCCCCCCAGGGGGUGAUGAACGAGAGCAGCCCGGCCUACCCCGGGGAGCAGCGCUGCAUGCUGCACCCCGUCUGCCUGUCCAACUCCUUCCAGCGGCAGCUCUCCAGCGCCACCUUCUCCAGCGCCUUCUCCGACAACGGCCUGGACAGCGACGACGAGGAGCCCAUCGAGGGGGUGUUCACCAACGGCAGCCGCGUGGAGGUGGAGGUGGACAUCCACUGCGGCCGAGGCAAGGAGAAGCAGCUUCUCCACGUGCCGGUGGAAGCCAGCGACGAAGGGAUCGUCAUUAGUGCCAACGAAGAGGAGCCCAGCCUCCCCAGGAGGGCUGAGAAUUCCGCCACGGGCACGAUAGGGCGCCGGCGGGGCAACGGUUCCGUGGCGCCCCAGGAGAGGAGCCACAACUUGAUUGAAGUCGCGACAGAUGCGCCGCUCAGAAAAACGGGGGGCUACUUCGCUGCCCCCGCACAGCCCGAUCCGGACGACCAGUUCAUCAUCCCACCAGAGCUUGAAGAGGAAGUCAAGGAGAUAAUGAAGCAGCAUCAGGAGCAGCAGCAGCAGCGACAAUAUCCAAUGGACCACCUGGCAGACUAUUAUGAUACGCCACUAUGA
Molecule: messenger RNA, 2287 nt
Organism: Merops nubicus (carmine bee-eater)
Lineage: Eukaryota; Metazoa; Chordata; Aves; Coraciiformes; Meropidae
Product: PH domain leucine-rich repeat-containing protein phosphatase 1-like
Exons: 8
Molecular function (GO): protein binding
Source: RefSeq, a predicted model, not a curated record